AUGGACUGUAUAGUCCAUGGUGUCACAAAGAGUCAGACACAACUGGGCGACUUUCACUUUUCACUUUUGUUUAUGACUCUUUCUCUGCAUCCCUUUAGAAUUUUCUUUUUAGCUUCUGCCAUCUUAAUUAUGAUAUAUGUUGGCAUGGAUCUCUUUGGAUUCAUCUUUUCUGGGGCCCUCUAUACUUCUUCUACCUGGAUAUCCGUUUCCUUCUUCAGGUUCAGGAUGUUUUCACCCAUAAUUUCACCAAAUACAUUUUUGACCCUUUUCUGUCUCUUCUUCUUUUGGGAUCUCUGUUAUGUAAAUGUUGGUACAAUUGAUGUCGUCCCAGAGGUCCCUUAA
This is a messenger RNA of Rangifer tarandus platyrhynchus (Svalbard reindeer), 342 nucleotides long. The record is from the annotation of a GenBank genome assembly. Lineage: Eukaryota; Metazoa; Chordata; Mammalia; Artiodactyla; Cervidae.